AGCCCGCAUCCUCUCAGCUCUUCUUCGGUGUUUGGAGCUGUGCGGCCGGUGAUGACGAUGAGACUGUCUGCCCAUGGGCAUCCGUACACCUACAAACAGAGUCCUGUGACCUGAGAGAAAAGAGAUAGCUGAUGAAAUAAAGUCAAUACAAGUUUGGAACGACAAGAGGCUCUACCGGGCUGGCAGGCUGGGCGCACCAGUGACCUUAUCGAUUUCAACAGACGGCGUCUGGCGGGUGUCAAAUGCAGAGGUGAACGUCGCAAUCCAGGUUAAAAAGGGAAAGACUGAUCCAUUUUGUGAGUGAUGUGAGAAUUAACUCAAACAUGCACCAACAUAUGCAAGAGCAACCCUUGGAAGGAAGAGCUCGUUGUAAUUAUGUAAAUCUGCCUAUGUUAAAUGGGGACAGACUGAAGACAGCUAAAACUCUAGUGGACAAGGCAAUAAAGGAGAAGAAAGUGUUCUCAGUGCUGGGUCCCUAUCCUGUAAUCCGUGCAGGCCUGCGUGCAAGAGGAUGGGUGGAGCGGCGACUACCACGGCCCUCUGUCCCCCAGCCCCAUCGACAUGAUCUUGAAAAAGAAGCCAUAGAUGAGGGUGACAGCAGUGAUGAAGAUGACUUAGGAGAAGAGGGAGAGAGGGACGAUGAGGCAGAUGAUCUGUACGAUCUAAUGACACGGUUGGUUCGCAAUGAGACACCAUAUUUCUACUGGACAACAAGGAGGGAUUCAAUUGACUGUCGGUCUUUACAUAAAGACCAGAUGACCAAUCAUUACGCAAAGGCGGGAUCUUUCACCACCAAGGUUGGUUUGUGUAUGAAUUUAAGAAAUCUGCAGUGGUUUGAUGCAGCAGAUCCUGAUACAUUCUUCCCACGCUGCUACAGACUGGGGGCGGAGGAUGAUAAACAUGCUUUUAUUGAGGACUUCAGAAGGACUGCAUGCACAAGUCUAUUGCUGUAUGUUUUGGAGAAGUAUGGAGGGGAUUCCGAGUGGGAGAGAACCGGAGAGGUGUAUAAUGCUAAAUCUCAUGGUCUGAGCAAGGCGCGUAAACAGCAUGCCAAUCAGAGGGUUGGAACCUCGAUAAUUGACAAUGCAUUGCAUAUAUGUCAGCAGUAUCUGAACAGUUUAGAACACUGUGACAUAGACAACACUUUGGAAACAAUCCCUACCCUCUCAGAGCAACAGUGGAAGGUGUUUCUUCGGAAUUAUUAUUUAGUUAUUCACGAAGGACUGAUGAUAGAGGGCUGUGAAGUUUAUGUGGAGCAUUGUAAAUGCAUGCUGGAGCAGAUGAGGCGUGUUUGCCCUCAGAUGGAAACUGAUGGACUCUGCAACAUCUGGAUCAUUAAACCUGGGGCCAAGUCACGAGGCAGAGGUAUAAUGUGCAUGAACAGGUUGGAUGAGAUAUUGAGUUUAGUAAAUGCAGACCAUGGCAUCAUGAAGGACAGUAAGUGGGUGGUGCAGAAGUACUUGGAGCGGCCUCUCCUCGUGCAUGACACAAAGUUUGAUGUAAGACAGUGGUUCCUGGUCACAGACUGGAACCCUCUUACUGUGUGGUUCUACCGUGAGUGCUACCUCCGAUUUUCCACCCAGCCUUACUCCACUCAUACAUUGGAUAGUUCUGUACAUCUUUGCAACAACUCCAUCCAGAAGCAUUUUCAACCAAGCCCAGAACGCAAUCCUUGUCUACCCGCUGAGUGCAUGUGGUCAUGUUCACAGUUCCGCUCCUGGUUGGCUGCUUCAGGCCAGGAGGAUCUGUGGGAAGGGGUGGUUGUUCCAGGUAUGCAGAAGGCCGUUAUCCAAACUCUCUUGACUGCACAGGACAGUGUGGAACCUCGCAAAAAUAGUUUUGAGCUCUACGGAGCUGACUUUAUGCUGGGACGGGAUUUGCGACCUUGGCUGUUGGAGAUCAAUGCCAGCCCCACCAUGGCACCCUCCACAGGGGUCACAGCUCGACUCUGCCCCGCUGUACAGGAAGACACUUUGCGGGUGGUGCUGGAUCGACGCUGUGACCGCAACACUCACACUGGUGGCUUCCAACUCAUAUACAAACAGGCAGCAGUAGAAGUUCCUCAGUAUGUGGGAGUGAAUCUUCUUGUAGAGGGGACUUCAAUCAGGCGUCCUCGAGCCCCUGUUAACAAGCCUCUUAUUCAGUCUCACCCUGAUCCGCUAUCAAAAUCCAGCAGUCACAAAUCUUCACUCAUAAGCAGCCAUUGCAUUUCUGGUAAGGAGAACCAAUCAGAAGAGGUAAAGAAGGCCUGGCCUACCCUCUCCUCCCGUAAAGUCACGUUAGAGAAAUCUUUGAUCUAUCAACCUAAACUGAGGAAAUGUCCCAACAGACUCGUCUUGCCCUCAACCUGUUGUGUCCUUCCCAACCCAGCAGAACUUCAUCCUCAAAAGCUCUCACACACUCACACCCAGCCCAAUCAGCCCCCUACACACAGAACACGCAGCAACCUUCCAUCGCUUUACCGUCCAACCCUAUCACUGGACGUAAUAAAUCUACGACCCAGACAAACACUCACUUCCGGUCACUACAAACAUGAAACACAUACAGUCAGUAUAUCUUAUCCUGUCUUGCGCAUGCAGAAAUACCUGUCGCUAAACCAUAGACUGACCAUGGACACUUUUACGGAGAGAGAAGGUCAGAAGUCAUCCUGUGGAAAAACAUGAUUUCAUUCAAACAGAUUCUUGUGUGAUAAUAUGAUCUAAAAGGAAUGAAUAAGUUUUAGAUCACAUCAGUUGUAUUGUGAGUUUAUAUUUUAAUGCACUGUAUUUAAAACCCAUAUACCUUGGCAAUCUACUGUCAGAAAUAAGAAAGAGAACAGCAUAUUCGUUGAGGAAGAGGAUUCCAGCAGGAUUCCAGGGUCUGUUAAGUUCCAAAAAAGACCAAAAAGCACAUAAAAAUUUCAUUUGACUAUACAACAGCUUGUAGAAUUUUGACUUUGUGGGAAAACACAUCUUUAACAUAAUGUAUGAAAUUUAAUGUAAGAUAUACAGUAGUACUAUUAUGGAAUGCCUAGUUCUGUAAUAUAUUGAAAUGGGAAUCUUGACUGUACUGUAGUAUUAAGCUUAAUGGUGCUAAAUUUUGUAUUCUCCAGAAACAAUCAGGAUGUUUCCUUAUGAGCUGUUUGUUCAGUGUUACUGGAAACACUAGUGACAUUCUCAAAAUGUUGACAUUUUAUGUAAUUUGAGUCAAGCUAAGUAGCAAUUACAGUUUUAUAUAACUAAUUUUGCACUGUUAUGUUGGUAAACCUUUAACCAAACUCACCACUAGAUGGAGGUAGCAUUCAUCUUCUUAAUUUUUAUCACGGCUCAUCAUCAUGGGUAUAAAUAAUAUAGUAUCUUUACAUACUACAGCCACUAAGAUGGUUCGUUAUAAUAUGUGUUAAUACAGUUUGGUAUGUCAUAAUGUCAAAAGGACAGGGUUUUAAGGACAUUUUUGUAUUUUUGCAUAAACUUGAUCAUCCUGAUCAUCUAAAAUAAAAGGGAACACUUGAAAUCUCUGAAA
This is a messenger RNA of Cyprinus carpio (common carp), 3501 nucleotides long. Its product is annotated as tubulin monoglycylase TTLL3-like. NCBI's taxonomy places the organism in Eukaryota, Metazoa, Chordata, Actinopteri, Cypriniformes, Cyprinidae. Gene Ontology annotation, biological process: protein polyglycylation; cilium movement; cilium assembly. The record is from RefSeq and is a predicted model, not a curated record. Gene Ontology annotation, cellular component: cilium. Gene Ontology annotation, molecular function: protein-glycine ligase activity, initiating.